Messenger RNA from Benincasa hispida (wax gourd), 1216 nucleotides. Its product is annotated as chloroplast envelope quinone oxidoreductase homolog. The record is from RefSeq and is a predicted model, not a curated record. Lineage: Eukaryota; Viridiplantae; Streptophyta; Magnoliopsida; Cucurbitales; Cucurbitaceae. Gene Ontology annotation, molecular function: oxidoreductase activity.
UUCAUUGGAGGGUGGAGAAUCCUCCACGUGUGUGAAACGUUGGCUACCCAAAGCCCACACCUCACAAUUUAUACAAUCUUACAAUUUCUAUAUUACCAUUUCAUUCUUUCAUAAUUCAAUUCCUUCUGAAGUUUGAAACUCCACCGAUGGCUGAGAACUUCAUGCGCGCAGUUCAAUAUGAUGCUUAUGGCGGUGGACCGUCUGCUUUAAAGCACAGGAAACUUGGAGUUCCAAGUCCAGAGAAAGAUGACGUAGUUGUAAAAGUAGAGGCAGCAAGUAUUAAUCCUUUUGAUUGGAAAGUCCAAAAAGGGAUGUUAAGACCACUUCUUCCACGUAAAUUCCCUUUUAUUCCUGGUACUGAUGUUGCUGGAGAGGUAGUAGCUGUAGGAGUGGGAGUAAACAAAUUCAAAGCUGGUGAUAAAGUGUUAGCUAUGAUUAACCCCUUUAAUGGAGGGGGGUUGGCUGAGUUUUCAGUUGUGAAAGAGAGCAUAACAGCCCACAGACCACCAGAAGUCUCACCUUCUGAAGCUGUAGGCUUACCCGUUGCCGGUCUAACCGCUUAUCAAGCUCUCACACAUCUCGACGUAGUCCCCAGUCACCAACCAAACAUUCUGGUCACCGCAGCUUCUGGCGGGGUCGGGCACUAUGCCGUUCAAUUGGCAAAGCUCCAAAAUGCACAUGUAACAGCAACUUGCGGGGCUCGAAACAUCGAACUAGUCCGGAACUUAGGGGCAGAUGAGGUUCUUGACUACACAACCCCGGACGGUGCUGCUCUAAACAGCCCGUCGCAGCGUAAAUACGACAUUGUAGUACAUUGUGCAACUGGGAUACCGUGGUCAAGGUUCGAGCCUAAUUUGAGUCCUAAUGGGAAAGUGAUAGAUAUUACUCCUGGAUUUGGGACAUUGUUGAGUUAUGGUCUUCAGAAGGUGAGUUUCUCAAAGAAAAAGUUGGUGCCUUUGUUACUAAAUCCUAAAGGUAAGGAUUUGGAAUAUUUGGUUAUGUUAAUGAAAGAAGGGAAGCUCAAGACUGUGAUCGACUCAAAGCAUCCUUUGAGUGAGGCAGAAAGGGCUUGGGCUAGGAGUAUUGAGGGCCAUGCCACUGGAAAAAUUAUUGUUGAGCCUUAGGUUUAUUUAAUUUACUUGAUGGAAAUAAAAAAAAAUGAUUAUUGGAAGAGCAUUUAAAUGAAAUGAAUAAAAAUGAUGUUAAUUUAAGGGUU